Messenger RNA from Sturnus vulgaris (Common starling), 4279 nucleotides. NCBI's taxonomy places the organism in Eukaryota, Metazoa, Chordata, Aves, Passeriformes, Sturnidae. The record is from RefSeq and is a predicted model, not a curated record.
GAAGUUCUUGUUUCCUGAAGGCUCCCGAGAAUGACUGUGGGAAGGAAAACUACAGCUCCCAGCGGCAGCCGGGAGCCAGGGAAGGGCAGAGUUCACCGUCACGUUUCCAGCGGAGGAUUCAGGGUGUGCGCUGGUAUCCUGCCACCAAAGGGCCUCUGGGACGGAGGGCAAGGGGAAAGGCCAGCGCUCGCCUCCUCUUGCCACCCCUUUGCUCCUGAUCGCCGCCCUGACCGGCUCCGAAGCUGCCUGGGUUAGUGGGCGUGUAGUUGGAAUUGCCCGGACCAGGACGGGAUGGUGUCUGUGAGGGGGGUAGGACUGGGCCAGCCUCUCGAGCAGCAGGGAGAUCCAGCUCCGUGUGAACAUCGGAGAAAGUGAAACCAAACAGUGCAGAAGCCAGAGCUCCAGGGGAAAAGGAAAAUGGAAGAGAAUCCAAGCGUGGAUCUGCCUGGAGCUGGAUCAGCCCAGGGUGAGGUGGGGAGCACAACAGACCGUCCUGUGCACCAAGAGCCCACCCAGGAAACACCUGGGCAUCAAGAGGCCACUCAGGAAACACCUGGACACCAAGAGCCCACCCAGGAAACACCUGGGCAUCAAGAGGCCACCCAGGAAGCACCUGGGCACCAAGUGACAAGCAGGUGGCCUGAGACAUCCUGCAAAACAGAGGAGGACUCUUCGGUGUGUAAAUCAGCUGGUGGUGGGGGAGCGACAGCACUGUUGGGUUCAGCUGGUCCCACACUGGAGGAGAAAGCUGCACAUGAAACUGAAGUAUUGCCAGAAGAAUCUGACAAUACAAGAGAAGAUGUCUCAGAAGGACCCCUGGAAAAAGAGGACUUGGAUCAAGCUGGACUGGGCCAUGAGAAUGUGGAAAGCAAAGGAGACAGCCCUGUCCACCAGGAAACAUGGGAGCACCAGGGGACAACUGGGCAGUGUGAAAGCCUCUGCAAGGCAGAGGAAGAUGCCUUGUCAACAAGCAAGGCACAGAGCUCUGACAGUGAAAUGAUACAUUUGGAUGUGACUGGCGUGGAAGAUGUCCCCAGUGGCCUCUUGGCAGAGCAGAGCAGCAGUGCCACUCUCCCAGACCGGGAACCAGAGGCACCCAGAGAGCAAGAAACACAGGAGAGCAGGUCCCAAGGCACAUUAAGGAAAAGACCAAAAGGAGACACAGCCUCAAACCCAGAGACUCAGUCCUCUCUGCAGAACGUCACCACCCAAAACACAGAGCAGGAGAAGGCCAAAAAGUCCCUCCCGUGGAAAGGUGAGGAAAAGAAGCUUCCCUUGCAUGUUACUCAUCGACCAGAAGGCACUGAUCCUCCAGGAGCAAGACUUUUCAUCGUGGGCCUCGCAGUGCUUGGCUUCUGCAUCUUCUGCUUCGGCAGCCCGACCUCCAGCUCGCAGCAGCCCCGCAAGAACCCCACGGUGGAGGCGUUCCUGUCCCAGUUCGACCAGCUGCAGCACAGCUUUCCGGGCCAGAGCCCCGACCUGUGGCUCCGUGGGCGCAAGUUCCUGCGGAAGCACCUGAACACGUCCCAGCACACGCAGCCGGCCAUCAUCAUCCUCACGGCCGCCCGCCGCGGCGAGCGGACCCUGCGCUGCCUCAGCGCCCGCGUGGCCGACUCCUACUCGGCCGCCGUGCACGGCAGCACGGUGCAGAUCCACGGCACGGACAAAGCCAGGCUCCACAGCGACCGGGCCAAGCUGGAGGUGGACUCGGAGCUGAGCUCGGCCUUCCAGGCUGGGGGCCGAGCCGCCGUGAUUCACCGCUUCGAGCUGCUGCCCGCGGGGGCCACCCUCAUCUUCUACAAGUACUGCGACCACGAGAGCGCCGCCUUCAAGGACGUGGCCCUGCUGCUGACGGUGCUGCUGGAGGAGGACACGCUGGAGAGCCACAUCAGCCUCCAGCAGGUGGAGGAAAGGGUCCGUGACUUCCUCUGGGCCAAGUUCACCAGCAGCAGCGCCCCCGGCUCCUACAACCACAUGGACUCUGACAAGCUGAGCGGGCUGUGGAGCCGCAUCUCCCACCUGGUCCUGCCCAUACACCCAGUGCAGAACAUCGAGGAGGAGGGCUGCUAUGCCAAACCCUAGGGACAAAAGUGGCCAGAGCCCCAAGAUGGUCCUGGCUGGCUCUGGUAAAGGCAAAGGCACAAGUGGUGUUAGUUCUCUUCAGUCUGUUUCUUGUAGGUUCCUGGGAAGAGUCUGACAGGUACAGGAUGAUCCAGGACAUUUGGGCAGCUGAGUCCUGGAGGUGAUACACGGCUUUUUUCUGGCAGAUGGGAACAGGGGGUAUUUUAGAGCUUCACAGGAGAACAUCAAUGUGUAGGGAGGCAGGAGGGAAAACAGGACCUUGCAGUAGCGUUUCUAUCAAGAAAUAGACAAAUAAUGUUCACAACUAGUACGACAGAAAGAUGCUGUGAUUCGGUGGCUCUUUCAUCUCUCCCUGCCCCUCCGCUUGCUGAAGUUGGUACAUCAUUCUCUCAAUAUACUUUAUCCAGGGAGCUGCUAGAACACAGGCCAAAUUCCUCAAAGCCAAACAUUUUGAAGUCAUGCUUCAAAAAGAAAAGCAGUUUGCCAGUCAGCGUCAGUACAGUCCCACUUGCACAGCCUGACUGACACCAGGCAAAGCCCAGAUCCUCAAACAAACCUGCAAUUCAGAGAUCCCCUAAACAUCAAGUACAAGAAAUUUCAGGUUUUCAGCAAUUGAACACUACCCUAAUGGCAGGGAUCCCAUGAGGGGAUCCCAGGUGCUAGAGAACAAGCUCCAGAACCAGAGAACAGCGAAACAGUUGCUGUCACUCAGAUAGUGUGAAGCCUCAAGGGAUUACACAGGUGAACAAAUGAAUAAUACAAUGUAAUUUAAUGCUACUUCUCUCUAAAACAAGUCCAGUCAAUCCCUUUGCCACACAAAGGUUGCCACUCUCUCCCCGUGCCAAUGCUUUGGUCCCACACAGCAGGUUGUUCUUCACCUGGAUCUCUGAUCUGUUGUGCAGGGCUGGAAAUCUCUGCCAGCCUCUCCCCAGGUGACUUGUAUUGAUGAAUGUAGAUGUUAACGUUGAUAUUUCAAACCAUGUAGAGUAGCACACCGGGUCCUUGCUCUUCAAGGGUACGUUUGCCUCCCUGCUAGGCAGAUGGAAGUCUGGUAUCUGCCAAAGCAAGUAGAAGCAGAGCUGGGUUAGCUGGUAAAGACAAAAUCUCUGCCAUUAACACUAAAAAUCCUUGACAAAGCGGGUUAGUUGCUUUUCAUGCCUCCUUUUCUGCAUCCUGGGAAGAGAAAUUCAAGUUCUGGAAACACUGUGGUUCCCCUGCACACUGUGUUUUUGCAGGUGCUGGGGGGCAGAGCAGCCAACUCAGGGACACCUGGAGAGCAGGUGCAGGUUACAGCAUUUAUUAUAACCUAAGGGGCAGCCCCACGUGCCAGCCCCAUGUGCCUGUGCAGAAGGAACAGCUGUAGCAGAUUUUGGCUCAUUUCCACAGCAGCAGCACAGACUGAGGCCUUGCAGAGCCAGGCUCUGUAUCCAAACAAGAACAACUCCUCUCCACCACGGUGGUUUUUAGCAGCUACACAUCAAGGUGCUCCUUACAGCAACUGGACCCUGGUGUUGGGUGGGUCUCCUGCCAACAGUGCCUUGCUGAUCUGCCCCACCAAGGGUGCAGGAAGGUGCAGCCUUGUACCUCAAAAACCACAGCCUGUCUCUUCUUUCCCCCUGCCGUGUGCCUUGACCUGUCUCAGGAGAUUAGCCCUCAGCUUGGAGGAGGGGACAAAAUGAAGGAAGAGGGAGGGUUAUUCAUGUUCUGACCAAAGAAUAGAAUUUUUGGUUGGUUGGGGACGUGAAGACAAGACCACUGGGAUUUUAACCAUGAUAAACUCUGGGCCAAAUGUGAGAACUACCUGCUGGAGCCCAGGACAUGGUUUGAUACAGGAUAAAGGUUGCUUUCUCCUCUCCUUCUUUUCUAUUGCUAUACACUACUUUGGUGAGAGAAAACACUGUAUCCUGCUCAGCAGGGUUAGGUGUGGGUGUUGAUGUAAGAACCAGCAAAGCAUUAAUCAUGCUAUGCCAAUAUUUUGAUGGAAAUCUGUGUUUUUAUGUUCUCUCCGUUUUACAUACUGUAUUUGCAAUGCAUAGCCCAGGUAUGCAAAGGCAACUCCCCAUUCUGAAAGUGUCACCUACCUGAGUUCUUCCCAUACAGAGAUAUUUUUAUGGCCUGUUAAAUAUCUGCUUGCUUCUGGAACAGAACUUCUAUUUAAAAAUAAAUGGUGAGAUUGUGAAAGAAGCCAGCAAAUUGA